This is a messenger RNA of Bipolaris victoriae FI3, 312 nucleotides long. RefSeq lists its product as hypothetical. The record is from RefSeq and is a predicted model, not a curated record. The transcript has 2 exons. Bases 1 to 312 code for a protein of 103 amino acids. Lineage: Eukaryota; Fungi; Ascomycota; Dothideomycetes; Pleosporales; Pleosporaceae.
AUGUCCGCUCAGCCAGACAACCAGCAGAUGGAGGGUGUCCAGGACCCCACUACCGACGUGAAGGGCAAGGGCAAGGCUCAGGAGGGCGACGCGAUGGAAGAGUCCAUGGAUGAUGACUCCAGCGAUGAGUCUGGUGCCGAGGAUCAGCCCGAUGAGGACAACAUGGAGGAGAUUGAGACAUCCAACAUCAUAGGCAGCCGCACGCGCGGUAAGCACAUCGACUUCAGCAAGGCCAACCAGGAGCUCGAGGGUGACGACGACGAGGAUGACGAUGAGGACUUUGUCGACCCCGAUGACCAGAUGAAGGACUAA